This is a messenger RNA of Cryptomeria japonica (Japanese cedar), 1821 nucleotides long. RefSeq names its product vacuolar protein sorting-associated protein 26A. Bases 525 to 1424 code for a protein of 299 amino acids. Gene Ontology annotation, biological process: retrograde transport, endosome to Golgi; intracellular protein transport. The record is from RefSeq and is a predicted model, not a curated record. NCBI's taxonomy places the organism in Eukaryota, Viridiplantae, Streptophyta, Pinopsida, Cupressales, Cupressaceae. The transcript is spliced from 13 exons. Gene Ontology annotation, cellular component: retromer complex; endosome.
UUCUGCGUAUAUAAAUAUCACAACAGACGAUUGUAACGACAAGCUUGAAAAUCGCAUGUAUCGAACUCGAUAACCUCAUUAGGCUUUAUUUCGUAAAUUGGUACUUCCAAAGUCUCCACAUGCCUAACCUAAAGCUUCAACAACCAUAUACGCUACAGUAGACCAAAAAAAAAAAAACAUUGUUUCCCGUGACUGUCUAGUUUCGAAAUUCUGCAUUUUACGGUUUUCUGAGGUCACCUGAUCGAUUCCUAGCCCUAGCUCGAACCUUCCUAUUUCUGCAGUUGUGGAUCGGCGGAUAUAUUUGCAUAACUGCCAGCAUUUUGUCGUCUUGGGAGAAUUUAAUAGUUCAGAAAUCUCGGAUUCGAUUCAUAUAGAAAGGGCGAUAUGAAUUAAGCUGCGGAGAAUUAUUCUGCGAAAUGAUCGUCGUUGUCGAUUGCACAUCGAUCCCGGGGCGUUCCAUCUUACGCCUUUAUGAACGUUUCUGAGUCUUGGUGACAGCACAGAAGUGUUGCUUUGUUACAAAAAUGAAUUAUCUCAUCGGGGCAUUUAAGCCACCUUGUACCACCACUAUUACAUUUUUUGAUGGCAAAAGUCGCAAGCAGGCUAGUGUAAAAAAGGAGAAUGGGCAAACAGCUAUGGUGCCUCUUUUUCAAAGCCAAGAACAUGUUGUUGGUGAGGUUUGUAUAGAACCCAUUGCAGGAAAGAAAGUCGAGCAUAACGGUGUAAAGAUUGAGCUUCUGGGCCAAAUAGAGUUGUACUUUGACAGAGGGAAUUUUUAUGACUUCACCUCCCUGGUUCGGGAGCUUGAUGUACCUGGUGAGAUACAUGAUCGUAAGACAUAUCCAUUUGAAUUCUCUACAGUUGAGAUGCCCUAUGAAUCCUACAAUGGUAUAAACGUGAGGCUCAGAUAUAUUCUGAAGGUUACAAUCAGUCGUAACUAUGUCAGUAACAUUGUAGAGUACCAGGACUUUUGGGUGCGGAACUACACACCACUUCCACCUGUUAACAACAGCAUCAAGAUGGAGGUUGGCAUCGAGGAUUGCCUACAUAUAGAAUUUGAGUACAAUAAAAGCAAGUAUCACCUGAAAGAUGUUGUCAUCGGCAAAAUAUAUUUUCUUCUUGUCAGAAUCAAGAUCAAGAACAUGGAGCUUGAGAUUAGACGAAGAGAGUCUACAGGGUCAGGACCUAAUACAUAUGUUGAAACAGAAACCCUAGCCAAAUUUGAACUCAUGGAUGGUGCUCCUGUUAGAGGGGAAUCAAUUCCUAUCAGAUUAUUCUUAAGCCCUUAUGAGCUGACACCAACUUACCGUAACAUUAACAACAAAUUCAGUGUCAAAUACUACUUGAAUCUGGUUCUGGUAGAUGAGGAAGACAGGAGAUACUUCAAGCAACAGGAAAUCACAAUGUAUCGUUUGCUUGAAUAGUUUUCGCGAUGAAAUCAGACCAUGCUUUAACAAAGUCAUCAUGUAUCAGUGAGAUUAAAGCGGUGGUGUUGGCUGUUAAUAAAUCUUGAAUUUAAAUUCUGAGUUCCCAUUGCGGCUGGUUUUAAACAAUAUGGGAAGUGGUAGUUUUUGUUUUGGCUUGUUGGGAGUAAACAUUUAUUAUAAGAUUUUUUUGUGGUAUAGAUAUUAGGUGGUGAAUUGAUUAAGAAGCUCUUGUACAGUUUUUCUAAGGGACCUGUUGAAGACUGAAUCUUUAUUUAACUUUGUCUGAAUGUUUGUAUCGAUGCUAACAUUUGGUUGGCUGACAAUAAGUUCCUUUUUCCCAUCAAUUGUUGUAGUACAGGGAUGUGAAAUCUGCUUAUUUUCAUCUUCUAUUUUA